AUGCCGCUCUUCGAAAGACUGGAACCAGCUCCUUUAAGCCAAAGGGUCACAUCUCUGGAUGCCUGUGUCUACUUUUAUCGGACGGCCUUUGUGAUGGGCUGGCUGCCGCCUAAGCACCCAGCCUGGCAGCGAAGGAUCUACUCUUUGUGGACGGGAACCACAAUGCUGUUGGGACUGAUCUACCUGCCGCUGGGCCUGUCCCUCACCUACGUGGUGCACUUUGAUAAGUUCACGCCUAACGAGUUCCUCACCUCCCUGCAGGUGGAUUUCAACUGCAUAGGGAAUGUGAUAAAGGCCACCAUGACCUUCAGCCAGAUGUGGCGGAUGCGGAAAAUGAACGAACUGAUUGCUCCAUUGGACGAGAGAUGUGCUACCCCGGCUCAGCGCCAGUUACUGCACGAUAUGGUGGCCUGGGUGAAUCGCAUAAUGGUCUUCUUUCUGGCCAUGUACCUGGGCUUCAGUACCCUCAACCUGUUCACGUCGGUUUUUGCCGGGAAAGCGCCCUGGCAGUUGUACAAUCCUUUGAUAGACUGGCGCCAGGGAGUAUGGCAACUUUGGGUGGCGUCCUUUAUGGAAUACUUUGUGGUGUGCAUUGGAGUGAUGCAGGAAUUAUUAUCUGAUACAUAUGCCAUUGUAUUCAUUGCUUUGUUUCGCGGACACCUGGCCAUUCUCAGGGAUAGAAUCAAGAAUCUGCGAAAUGACUCUGAACUCAGCGAGGAGGAAAACUACAAACAGCUGGUGGCCUGUAUCAAGGAUCAUCGUACUAUUGUGCAAUGCUCUGAGGUAAUACGUCCCUUGCUCUCGACCACAAUCUUUGCCCAAUUCAUGUUGGUUGGCAUUGUCCUGGGCCUGGCCGCCUUCAACAUCCUGUUCUUUCCCAACACCUUCUGGAUGAUCCUGGCGAAUGUCUCUUUCAUCCUGGCCAUUUGCACCGAAACCUUUCCCUGCUGCAUGCUCUGCGAAUACAUCAUCGAGGACUGCUCCAAUCUCACCAACGCCCUGUUCCACUCGAACUGGUCGACUGCCAACAGGCGCUAUAAAUCGGCCUUGAUUUAUUUUUUGCAUCGCGCCCAGCAGCCCAUCGAAUUCAAGGCUGGUGCUAUUUUCCCCAUUUCGGUUCAGAGCAACAUCACGGUGGCCAAGUUCGCCUUCAGCAUCAUAACAGUGGUCAAGCAGAUGAAUCUCGGCGAAAAGUUUCUCAACAACAGGGCCAGUGGUGAGCAGGAGCUAUAGGGAUUAUUUAAACUAAUAUUUGCACUUUAAGGCUUUCAUUGGACAGAAGCUUU
Molecule: messenger RNA, 1286 nt
Organism: Drosophila bipectinata
Lineage: Eukaryota; Metazoa; Arthropoda; Insecta; Diptera; Drosophilidae
Gene: Or59c
Product: Odorant receptor 59c
Biological process (GO): detection of chemical stimulus involved in sensory perception of smell; sensory perception of smell
Cellular component (GO): plasma membrane
Molecular function (GO): olfactory receptor activity; odorant binding
Source: RefSeq, a predicted model, not a curated record